Messenger RNA from Labeo rohita (rohu), 1435 nucleotides. It is a transcript of the gene cyb5a, whose product is annotated as cytochrome b5. The record is from RefSeq and is a predicted model, not a curated record. NCBI's taxonomy places the organism in Eukaryota, Metazoa, Chordata, Actinopteri, Cypriniformes, Cyprinidae. Gene Ontology annotation, molecular function: heme binding. Gene Ontology annotation, cellular component: intracellular membrane-bounded organelle; membrane. The transcript is spliced from 5 exons. The coding region runs from base 110 to 523 and encodes 137 amino acids.
AAUACAAUUGUUGGUAAGUCCAGUAUAGAAGUACGUGAGUUGAUCGGAACAUUGAAGAGUUUCUGUAACCUUCCGAACAAAUAGACACACAUUUAAAAAAAACAAAACAAUGGAAAACAACGGGACAGACGGAAAGGGUGUUAAAUAUUAUCGAUUGUCAGAGGUGGAGGAACGGAACUCUUUUAAAAGCACAUGGAUUAUCAUUCAUAAUAAAGUGUACGACGUCACAAAGUUUCUCGAGGAGCACCCGGGCGGAGAGGAGGUGCUGCGAGAACAGGCGGGUGGAGACGCCACGGAGAGUUUCGAAGAUGUCGGCCACUCGACAGAUGCACGCGAGAUGGCCAGUUCUAUGGUCAUAGGAGAGCUGCAUCCAGAUGACAGGGACAAGCUUGCCAAACCACCGGAGUCACUUGUAACAACCGUACAAGAAAGCACAAGCUGGUGGUCGAACUGGUUGAUACCUGCUGUCGCCGCAAUAAUCGUCACGUUGAUGUACCGUAUAUACACGGCAGAGGAGGCAUGAUGGGAUGUUUUUCUCCCUCUGCUUACAACUACAGUACCCAUAAUCCAUUUCAGGUUUUCCCAUUAACAUAAAGAUUCUACUAAUGAAGGCAACUUUUGUGUUAGUUUCAAUGUUUUUACCCGUAUCCCUUGAGAUUUAAAUACUGAAAUAUGCAGAUGUUUUUAUGAUGUAUGAAAGUAUAUUUUAGAUCUAGCAUUAUAAAUAUGCAUACUAAAGAUGAAGUUUUGAUUGUCUAAUUGUCUAAUUGUUUUCUGUUGUGUAAUACUACAUGUAUACCAUUUGUUCAGUUGAAAUAUCCAAGCUGAAGUUGGGAAUAUCCUGAAUAUAAUCACAUACAUAAACACAACAAACAAAUAAUUUAGUUUCACUUGAAAUGUGGUUAAUCUUCAUGUCAUUGCAAGUUGAUUGUACUUGGACCGGAGAGAAAUGAUACAAAUCUAUUUCAGAUUUUUCUUUUGACUUUGGAGGGACAUACAAUCCGGACAUGUUCAACAUGUGAUUGUACACAACCUAACCAAAAAUAUGUGCUUCAUUAGACAAUCAGCUAGAAGUCACCACAUGUUAUUAUCUGUAUGGAAGAGCAAUGCAUUUUUUACUUCCAGUUAUACAUUGAUGUGCCAUUUAAAUGCAUAUUAGUGUACCACCUUUGAACGGUGCUUACGCAUUCCCUUUUUGGUUUAACAAAACUGAAUGUUAUAUACUUGUAUGUGAUAUAAGAUACAAGCAGAUUUCCAGUAGAAACAUCCUUCCAGGUGUUUACAGUGUGUGUUCAUUGCUGUCUCAGUGCUGCUAGCACACUAAUGCUAAUGAGAGAUUGACACACUGUAACAUGUGUCAGUGUUUUAUGUCAUGUUGACUGAAAGGCAGCAGUCAAAUCAUUCAGCUUUGUGUCCCAAUAAACAAAGAAACUGA